CCUCGAGCCAGGGCUUGACCGGCCCUGGACCGGGAAUACUCUCCGUGAGGUCGGGGGAGAAGCGGGAGGCGCUGGCCCUGCGGUGCGGGAGUGGUGCGGGACCGCCUUGCGUCGGGCUGAUGGGCAGCUGCGGGUCUCUCGAAUUUAACCUGUGAUCAUAGACUUGGCUCUUUCUGGAGUCGGCAGGGUGAAGAGUUGUCAGGACACUGAAGGAGAUCGAAAAAAGAAAGGGUAAACUUAUGCUCUGGAAGGCAUGGAGGGUCAGGAACUGCCUUAUGUGCUAAUUAACUGUAUAGGAGGAGUGCAUGGAGUAUAUGAAGACCAUGUUGGAUUUCUGCAGAAACAUUUUCAUCUCGUCACCAUGAAAGAAUAUCUUGAAAAUAAGACAUUUCUCAGCAAAAAGAUCAGAGCUAUUUAUAUGUGGUAUCACAAACCAGUUGUUAACAAAGAGCUGCUCCAGAGCCUGCCAAACUUGAGGAUAGUUGCAAGUUCUGGAGUGGGAAUAGAUCACUUGGACCUGAACCUCCUCUCUAGCUUUGGUGUGAAAGUAUCCAACACUCCAUUUAUUGUUUCCACUGACACUGCAGACCUGGGAAUGGCUCUGAUGCUGGCAUCUUCCAGGAGACUUGUGGAAGGCCAUGAGAUGGCAGUCUCUCCUGACACAGAGUAUUUCCCUGCUGACUGGCUGGGGGCUGAGGUUUCUGGAGCGACCCUGGGGAUUGUGGGAAUGGGCACCAUUGGUUACAAAGUGGCUGAAAGAGCCAAAGGCUUUGAAAUGAAGAUUUUGUAUCACAACAGAAGUCAGAGAAAAAAAGAAGAAGAAAGUGCCGUUGGAGCUGUUUACUGUAAGAAGAUAGAUGAUUUGCUCCAGCAGUCAGAUUUUGUGUUGCUGACUGUGAACCUAACUCCACAGACACACAAACUGAUUGGGAAGAGGGAGCUGGAGCUGAUGAAACCCACUGCUACUCUCAUUAAUAUUAGUAGAGGUCUGGUAGUGGAUCAGGAUGCUUUGGUGGAAGCACUUCAAAACAAAGUUAUUAAGGCAGCUGCUCUGGAUGUGACAUAUCCUGAACCUUUGCCAAGGGAUCACCCUUUGUUAAAGCUGAAGAAUGUCAUAAUAACUCCUCACAUCGGAAGUGCCACCAAGAAGACACGCCGCAUUAUGAUGGAGGAAAUGACAGAAAGCAUACAGGCGGGCCUUGCCGGUCUCCCUAUCCCUCACGAAGUGUUGCCAUAAAGUGGCUUGCACUUAAGCAUUAACGCCAUCGGUGGUUAUCCUGGCAUAACAAAACAGUAAUUUGAUCACUUUUCAUGUCAUUAUCCCAUGGGUGUUAUAUAGAUAAAACAUAUAAUGUUUGUUUAAAUAACA
Molecule: messenger RNA, 1369 nt
Organism: Myiozetetes cayanensis
Lineage: Eukaryota; Metazoa; Chordata; Aves; Passeriformes; Tyrannidae
Product: probable 2-ketogluconate reductase
Exons: 6
Coding region: 254-1237 (327 amino acids)
Cellular component (GO): cytosol
Molecular function (GO): NAD binding; glyoxylate reductase (NADPH) activity; hydroxypyruvate reductase [NAD(P)H] activity
Source: RefSeq, a predicted model, not a curated record